Molecule: messenger RNA, 960 nt
Organism: Paramecium sonneborni
Lineage: Eukaryota; Ciliophora; Oligohymenophorea; Peniculida; Parameciidae
Source: the annotation of a GenBank genome assembly
AUGAAUAAACCUAUAUAUCGUGAGUAUUCAAACUUAAAAGGAGAUGACGGUGAUCCUAACAAUACUAUUUUGAUCUAAAUUAAAGAAGUUAACAGUCAUGAUCCUAUUGAAAAUUCAAUUAAACAAACUUUAAAUCAUUACAACAAAUACUUGGAACCAAACAUCAUAUCGCCUUCUAACUGUAAUAGUGAGAGAUAAGAUUAGAAAAAAUAUAAUUAAAAAGAGACUAAAGUUCCUAGACUAAUAGUUUAGAAUAUUACAGACUGUGACAAACUCAUUGAAAUAACAACUACUGAUCAUAUUGAAAAAGAAGUACCUAUAAAACCUUAGAAAGGUAUGCUAGGAUUGAAUACUGUACAAUAUCAAAAAAGAAGAAUCAAAUUCAGAAAUCCGACUUAUGAAUUUAAGGAGAAACAAAAGAAGAGUUUUAAUUGGAAAUCAGAAGCAAUGAAAAAAUGGAAAAUCAAUCUUUCUAUUAUUUUAUUUGUUAUCAAACUAGAAAAGAGAAUAAAUCACAAACCACAUUUGUAACAUUAAACUCAAACUAUUCAUCAAUAAAAUGAUAAUAAAAAACUUACUUAAUCAAACAAUCAAGUUAAAAAGAUUUUUAUCUCAAUUUUAAAAUUAAUGUUUGGAUUAUUUAUAGCUAUACUUAUUAGUCUUAUCUUGUUACCAUUUAUUUUGAUUUCAGAUUUAUUCUUAAGGAUUUACACUUAUAAUUGUUUAUAUGUAAAGUACGCAUUGUCAUAUGAGAAUAAGUGUUAUAGGGUUUUUCUAUUUUUACAAAUUUAUAUUUAUGCUUUAGCCAUUGUAAUUGCUAUAAUAACCAAUCUCUAUCAAACUUUUAUUACGUCUGUUGAGUUGAUAUACAAUAUCAUUGGUACAAUCUAAAAUAAUAUUUCUAAUUUCAGUAGAUUAUUAUUUAAUACUAUUUAAACUCAAUUCUCUAAAUAAAAAUGA